Messenger RNA from Hyla sarda, 2450 nucleotides. RefSeq names its product Rho GTPase activating protein 1 (gene ARHGAP1). Gene Ontology annotation, molecular function: GTPase activator activity. The record is from RefSeq and is a predicted model, not a curated record. The transcript is spliced from 13 exons. Lineage: Eukaryota; Metazoa; Chordata; Amphibia; Anura; Hylidae. Gene Ontology annotation, cellular component: cytoplasm. The coding region runs from base 145 to 1464 and encodes 439 amino acids. Gene Ontology annotation, biological process: small GTPase-mediated signal transduction; negative regulation of endocytic recycling.
GUUGUUAUGGCGACACGGUUUCCCUUUCCGCCUAGAUCCCGGAUAUUUGUGUAGGUAAAAAAAUUAAAAAAAAAACACGGGAGGAGCUGCUGGGGGAGAAGAACCGACCAUCGCUGUCACACGUUACACCGGCGGAGAGAACACAUGAUGACUUCAGAAGCCUUGUCAGAUCUGCAGGACGACUUGGAAAGAGAUGAAGCAACUCACUCCCUUGGGCAGCUGAAGCUGGCGUCCCUCGACGAUCGCAACUGGCCUUCUGAUGAUGUGCAGGACCUCCCCAAAUCAGAGGAUACCAAGGCCUCUCCUGACCCCCUCACCCACCUGCGCUGGGACGACCCUUACUAUGACAUCGCCAGACACCAGAUCGUGGAAGUGGCCGGCGACGACAAAUUUGGACGCAAGAUUGUGGUGUUCAGCGCCUGCCGCCUUCCUCCCUGUCACCAGCUCGAUCACGUCAAACUCCUACAGUAUCUGAAGCACACCUUGGACCAGUAUGUGGAGAGCGACUACACAUUGGUUUACCUGCACCACGGCCUGACCAGUGAUAACAAGCCGUCUUUGGGCUGGCUGAGAGAUGCCUAUAGAGAGUUUGAUCGCAAAUAUAAAAAGAACAUCAAGGCCUUAUACAUCGUGCAUCCUACAAUGUUCAUCAAAACCUUACUGAUCCUGUUCAAACCUAUAAUAAGCUUCAAGUUUGGCCGGAAGAUUUUCUACGCAGAUUAUCUGAGUCAAUUGGAGGAAAUUGUGAAGUUGGAUCAGCUGGGGAUCCCCAAGCCAGUGCUCAAAUACGACGAGCACAUCCGCUCUGCACUGAAGACCGUACCGUCCAGUCAGAAAACCACUCCACCUCGGCCUCCGCUACCAAACCAGCAGUUCGGGAUCUCCCUUCAGCAGCUUAAAGACAAGCGCUCCGACAGCCAUCAGAAGAUUCCUCAAGUUGUACAAGAGACCGUGACUUAUCUGAGGCAGAAUGCUCUAAGCACCGAGGGGAUAUUUCGGAGGUCGGCCAGCACUCAGGUGGUACGAGAAGUUCAACAGAAAUACAAUAUUGGGACACCUGUCGACUUCCAGCAGUAUGAUGAUGUCCACCUGACCGCAGUCAUCCUCAAGACCUUCCUCCGGGAGCUCCCCGAGCCGCUACUAACAUUCAACCUCUACAAUUACGUUGUUGGAUUUUCCAGCAUAGAGGCAGAGAAGAAGGUAGAAUCUAGUAGAGCGACUCUCCAGACCUUGCCUGAAGAGAACUAUGAGGUUCUCCGGUUCCUCGUUGGUUUUCUAGUUGAGGUGUCCGCUCGGAGCGAUGAGAAUAAGAUGACAAAUACCAACCUGGCCGUGGUGUUCGGCCCAAACCUCCUUUGGGCGAAAGAUGUGGCCAUGACCCUCAAAGCCAUCAAUCCCAUCAACACCUUCACAAAGUUCCUGCUAGACAACCAGAAGGAGCUCUUUGAGGACAUUCACUUGUAAAUCAGAAUGUUCUCCGCGCGACACUCCGCCACUGCCAGCCCAGCGCUGCACAGCCACCUCUGCCGCAUCACUGUUCCGUCCUGUAGUGUGUAUGUGUGUGUAUGUUGGUACUUCUGUAUGACACGUUGGAGCUGGCAUCUCCAAUGUAGCUUGCAGCAGCACAAGGACACUCCGGGCACAAAGCCAUCCAUGUGUCUACCCGCAUCUUGGCGACAGCUGAUGCCUCUGGGAGGCAAAGAAGCACUACUUUCCCUUGUGAUAGUUGUGGUAAUGUUGGGCGUGAGGUGGUGUAUAGUCUUCUUAUAACGGAUUGAGGGAAUUUUACUAUAUUAUCUCUUAUCUCCAUUCUAUUCUUCUCUACCAUUUUGUUUUAUCGUCUCUUCAUACUUAGGGGUCCGCCAUGUCAGAUCGAGUACAAAGCAUAGCACCAAACGCAUGGUACCAAUCUCCUUCCUAUUACACCCGCCAUCAUAGGAGAAAGUUUAUUAUUUUUUUUAGGGUGACUGACUGCUAUAGGGAAUGUUGUGAACAUUAAAAAAAACAAAAACAAAUUGGGACAUUUAAGCCCCGCCUGAGAAAUGCCCACUCUUUUUGAAAACCCCCACCUCCUUCUUGUGUAGCCCAAUUUUCUGUACUGUUGGCAAGUAUGAAGGCUGACAUUUCAUUCCAUUUCCCCCCCCCCCCCCAUAUGGGUUGGGGGUGGGGUCUCUGUUUCGGGACAUCUAUUUGACACUUAAAUGUAUUUGUUAUGGUAUUUUUUAUGUUCUUUAAACAAUAUUAGUCUCCAGGAAACAAAAAAAAUUGGUUACAAAAACAAAACUCAUCUAACUUCCUUUAGGGGAGCAGUUUAAAAAAAACAAAAAAAAAACAUGGUUUAAAACAUUGUAGAAAUCCUUUUUUUUUAAAUGGAGUUAGUUUUAAUUUGACUUUUUUUUUAUACUUAUUUUUAACUGUCAAAUAAAUGAACAUAUAUUGGUAAAAAAAAA